GUCGCUGUGAACGACCCGAACGUAACCGUACACAAGAAGAUCGGCGAUCGGCACCAGUUUCAGUGCCGAGCGCUGGGCGUACCCCAGCCUCGCAUACACUGGAUUCUGCCCACGGGUCAGGUGCUGAACGGCUCGUCCAACACCGUUCACUACCUGUUCAAACCGGCCGGCAGUUUGGCACUGUUUCACCUGAAGCCCAGGGAUUCGGGCGCCUAUAAGUGUGUGGCCGAGAAUAUGUACGGCUCGGUCGGCGUCUCAAUGACACUAAUGAUCGACAACAUUGAUCUCCAUUUGUAUCCGUUGACCAUCGCUGCCAAUUACGUCACACUGGUAUGGAACGGUACGGGCCGUAACUCUUUCCACGAAUACCAGAUCAUAUACAAAGUGAUCGACGAGACGAGUGCCACAACACCUGUGCCAACCCCGGCGGCCCUCGACAGCAACAGCACCGACAGCACCACCACAGCGGCCAACGGAACUCUGGCUGUGGACAGUGCUAUGAAAUACCGCUACGAGACGGUCACCGUUAACCACAUGUUGCGCUCCUAUAGUCUGACACAUUUGGUGCCCAACACUAAGUACUGGAUCUGUUUGACGGUGAAGGACGCCGACGCCCACAACGGCUACGUACAGCUGUCGUGCACUACGGUUGUGACCAAACCGGCCACACAUACCACGGCUAAGGCCCCGUUGGCCGCCGCCGGCGCUGCCGGUCGCGAGUCGACCAACUUUGCGGUGGCCAUCAGUAUUAGCGUAACCAUUUUGGCGGUGCUGUUCAUGUACUUCGUGUAUAUGGGUCUGAAGAGGUAUCGCAUACAUAGACAGUAUGAGAUACCGGUGCCGAAGUUGACCGCCGCUAACCCCUGUCCCCAAAUUUGCGGAAAAUACCUCUCAGCCAUUGCUUCCGGUGCUUAUGAACAGCCCAUCGGAUCCGAUAUGUGUUGUCAUCGGUUGACAGUCCCUCAAGAGGUUCAU
Molecule: messenger RNA, 975 nt
Organism: Medioppia subpectinata
Lineage: Eukaryota; Metazoa; Arthropoda; Arachnida; Sarcoptiformes; Oppiidae
Source: the annotation of a GenBank genome assembly